This is a messenger RNA of Lasiodiplodia theobromae, 882 nucleotides long. RefSeq lists its product as uncharacterized. The transcript has a single exon. The coding region runs from base 1 to 882 and encodes 293 amino acids. NCBI's taxonomy places the organism in Eukaryota, Fungi, Ascomycota, Dothideomycetes, Botryosphaeriales, Botryosphaeriaceae. The record is from RefSeq and is a predicted model, not a curated record.
AUGCCCAGCCCACCCAUCUCGCCCACCUCCCUAUCGCCGUCCGGCAAAAUGGCCAGCCUAGCAAGCAUCCUCCACCACGGCAGCACGCCCAUCACGACCCAGUCCACGUCCUCAAAAUCCACGCCGGCGCCAUCAUCCGCCUUCCGGCAAGCCGCAUCGCCGCCGCCGCCUCACCACCACCACCAUUCCUUCGGCCAGCAGCAGCGGUCCCAGGCCACCUCCCCUCCCCCCGGCUUCGGCAACAGCAACGGUAACAACUUCAUCACCCCGCUCUCGCCCACCACCAUCGCCUCGGCCGGCCACCGCAUCGCCCCCGUCCAGGAAGACCUGCCCUUCUACCACCAGCUCGAGCAGGUCCAGCGCGUGCGCGAGGGCAAGUACGGCGCCGCUGCCGCUGCCGCUGCCGGCGGUGGCACCGCGCCGUCGCCCCUGCCGCCCUCCGGCUUUUCGUCCUCGUCCGGCGCCGGGGCUACGCCCGCCUCGGCCGCGGCGGCUGCCGUUGCCGCGUACGCGUACUCGACCGACGCGUCGUCCGCCGGCGGCGGCAAGAACGGCUUCUUCCCGAGCGCGACGUUCGAGCGGCAGAUGGCCGAGGUGGAGGAGGCGAAGGAGGUGCUGAGGAAGGCGGGCGUGUUGAAUGUCGGUGCUACAGGCGCUCCUAGUGCCGCUGCGGCCGCAGCGUGGGGUUCAAGCGGUGGUGUUUCGCAGCAGCGGGGCAGCAUUGCCGCCAGCGCUUUCCGUGGCUCGAUCGCAAGCGGCGGGGGUCACAGGGGCUCCGAGGCGCACCUUAAGGUCCAGGUCCAGGGGGAUGGAAAUGCGAUGGUCAGGGUAAUGGGAUCGGCAGAGGAAGCGGACAGGGAUGAGGGCGUGAGGGCUAUGUGA